This is a messenger RNA of Austrofundulus limnaeus, 1005 nucleotides long. RefSeq names its product gastrula zinc finger protein XlCGF57.1. Gene Ontology annotation, molecular function: RNA polymerase II cis-regulatory region sequence-specific DNA binding; DNA-binding transcription factor activity. The transcript has a single exon. The coding region runs from base 46 to 606 and encodes 186 amino acids. NCBI's taxonomy places the organism in Eukaryota, Metazoa, Chordata, Actinopteri, Cyprinodontiformes, Rivulidae. Gene Ontology annotation, biological process: regulation of transcription by RNA polymerase II. The record is from RefSeq and is a predicted model, not a curated record.
ACCUGUGGGAAAAGUUUUAACCAAAAAAUUCAUUUAGUCACUCACAUGAGAAUUCACACAGGUGUGAAACCUUUCUCUUGUCAGACCUGUGGAAAAAGUUUUAGUACAAACAACAGUUUAUUCAUGCAUGUAGGAACUCACACAGGUGAGAAGCCCUUCUCAUGUCAGACCUGUGGGAAAAGUUUUAACCAAAAAAGCGGUUUAGUCUAUCACARGACAACUCACACAGGUGAGAAGCCCUUCUCCUGUCAGACCUGUGGGAAAAGGUUUAAUCAAAAGGUCCAUUUAACGUCCCACAUGAAACUUCAUACAGGUGAGAAACCCUUCUCCUGUCAGGCUUGUGGAAAAACAUUUUUUUUCGAAAGUAUCGUUAUUUCUCACAUGAGAACUCACACAGGUGAGCGGCCUUUCUCAUGUCAGACCUGCGGGAAAAGUUUUAACCAAAAAAUUCAUUUAGUCACUCACAUGAGGACUCACACAGGUGAGAGGCCGUUUAUGUGUACGACUUGUGGAAAAAGUUUUAGUCAAAAAGGCAAUUUAAUAAUCCACAUGAGAACUCACACAGUUGAGAAGCCUGAGUGUUUUAAGAGUUCCCAGAACAUGUAAAAAAAUCUACUUUAAUUCAAGUUGACCUUUGUUUAGAAGAGAGCUCUGUUAUCAUCCAGUUAAAUCCCAUUUAUUCCUCUCACCACACUAUUUAAAGACAAACUGAGACAAAGACUGAGUCAGUGUUUAAACUGUGGCUGUCAGAGGUAGUUUGUUAAAAAUGUAGAAACCUCUAGAGGAAAAUGUACACAGAGACAUGAGGUGUUCAGAUAUUUCAGGUUAAUUGUUGAAAUAGUUUCUUUAUGUUGUUUCAAUAACAGAUUAUUUUUGAUGUWCAGUUACAUUGUUGUCUCUUUGUCCUGCAGACUGUAGAAUCUGUAACACGUUUUAUCAACAAGCUGCAGUUAAAACUGUUCAGACUUUGAGUCAAGUCAUUAAUAAAACAUGUUUUUAUCUCAA